Messenger RNA from Fukomys damarensis (Damara mole-rat), 2025 nucleotides. RefSeq names its product superoxide dismutase 2 (gene Sod2). The transcript is spliced from 5 exons. Gene Ontology annotation, molecular function: superoxide dismutase activity; metal ion binding. Gene Ontology annotation, cellular component: mitochondrion. The record is from RefSeq and is a predicted model, not a curated record. Gene Ontology annotation, biological process: superoxide metabolic process. The coding region runs from base 96 to 764 and encodes 222 amino acids. Lineage: Eukaryota; Metazoa; Chordata; Mammalia; Rodentia; Bathyergidae.
GUAUUUGUGCGCGACGGGCGUCGCUCUGUGCAUUCUGGGCUGCGCUCGGACGGCGAGGCGGUUCUGGAGAGGCCUGAGGUCGGAGACGCGUUGCCAUGUUACCCUAUGCGGCUUGCAGCGCGAGCCGGCGGCUGGCCCCGGCUUUGGGGGUCCUGGGCGCACGGCAGAAGCACAGCCUCCCCGACUUGCCCUACGACUAUGGGGCCCUGGAGCCUCACAUUAACGCCCAGAUCAUGCAGCUGCACCACUCCAAGCAUCACGCAGCCUAUGUGAACAACUUGAACGCCACCGAGGAGAAGUACCAGGAGGCGCUGGUCAAGGGAGAUGUUACGACUCAGAUAGCUCUUCAGCCUGCACUGAGAUUCAAUGGUGGAGGUCACAUCAAUCACAGUAUUUUCUGGACGAACCUGAGCCCUAAUGGUGGUGGAGAACCCAAAGGGGAAUUAUUGGAAGCCAUCAAGCGUGACUUUGGUUCCUUUGACAAGUUUAAGGAGAAGCUGACAGCUGUGUCCAUUGGCGUCCAAGGCUCUGGGUGGGGCUGGCUUGGUUUCAAUAAGGAGCAGAGGUGCUUACAAAUUGCUUCCUGUUCUAAUCAGGAUCCGCUGCAAGGAACAACAGGUCUUAUUCCACUGCUGGGGAUUGAUGUAUGGGAGCAUGCUUAUUACCUUCAGUAUAAAAACGUUCGACCUGAUUAUCUAAAAGCUAUUUGGAAUGUGAUCAACUGGGAGAAUGUAACUGAAAGAUACGUGGCUUGUAAAAAGUAAAUCAUUAUCAGUAUACUGAGUGUUAAGCUCUUUAUGACUAUUACAACUAUUUUUAUAAUAGUAUAGAGUACUGCAAUAUACUACUAUAUUAUAGCAUUUAUUGAUGUUGCUUAUUCACAUGUUUGAUAAUUUACUGUUAUGAAUAAUUUCUUAUUUCCAAAUUUUGUUAUUAAGCAACUUUGAAGAUAGUACUUUGUGUGAUUUAGUCUUGAUUAAACAUUUUUUUCAGAGAGCUACAAUUGCUAGGUUAUUAUAUCAUUAUAAAAUCUUUAAAAAUAUUCCAGACAGUUUUGGGGUCUAUAGGGAAGCCUUUGUAAUCCUAUUUUGUUAUAGAUACAGAAAAAUCUAAUCUUUUCCCCCAGGUGGUUAACGGUAAAAUAGAAAAUUGAAUAUUUCCCUUUACUGUUGAAGAGUGCUCUUUUUGUAAGUUUCUGUCUAGUGGCACUUCAGUAGAUGUGACUCAGUAGGCUUUAUUGUGGUCACAUGUGCAUGCAGUUAAUGCCAUUUUUGUCAUUCAAAAACAUGAAACUUGUGGCUGGGAAAGUAGCUCAUUGGAAAAGCUGUUUCUUGCUAUGCACAAAACUCUGGGUUUGAUCCUCAACACUGUAGAUAAAUCACUCUAAAAAACCAGUGUAACUUGAUUGUUAGUUGGGAAUUGCUUUACCAUGAGGAGGUAAUUAUGCAUUUGGAUUUUUCUAGAGACAGAAGCAUAAUUUCAUGUGAAUUUUGUCCUUAAUGUAGAAAUAUGUAUUGUAUAAAAAUGUUCAGGAGGGACAAAUGAGGGCCUGAAGAUUGGUAACAUCAACAAUGUGGGGGCUGGGGAUUUAGCUCAGUGGUGCUGUACUUGCCUCUAAAGUACAGGGUCCUGAGUUUGAUCCCUGGUACUGGGGGAAAAAAAAACAGUGGGGAUUGUGCCACAAGGCAUUCUGCUGGGCACUUCCCCUGCUUUUAGGGCCAUUACUAUGCGUCCCUCUCAUGAAAACUGGGCCUGGGCCAGAUACCCCCUUCCCAGUAGAUACUUGUCUCUGGAUGAUGUCAGCAGUGUGUGUCCCUCAGAACAUUAUUUUCAAAGAUAUGUUGUUGAUUUUUUCUGUCCUUUGUGAUAUUUUUGUUUUCUUUUAAAGAACUUAUAGCCACUGUAGAAGCAUUGUAUUGUUUUUCAAUAAAGGAAAAAUGUCUGUAAUACAGUAUUUCAGAUUAUGUUCCUUUGCAGUUUUUGCACACCAGACUGUUCACUGUUUCAACGUAGUAGAUGUUCUUU